AUGUGUGGAACAAGGUACAUGACCUUUACGUCUACCAGAGACAGCUGUAAAGGAAAGGGAGGAAAAUACAGAGGGAAACAAUAUGACGGUGGGCCGGAGAAGGAGAUGUUGGUAACUGGUGGCACAGGGCUAAAACUAAGUUACCAUGUGGCGUCACUUGUGACCCUGGUACUUGCUGCAACGGACCCUCCCGCACAGUCGCGUCCCAAACCGCCUCGGACACCUCAUCCUCAACAACGACGUCUCAUCGCAUGCCGUACGACUCGAUGCCCUCCGAGGAGCGCAGAUCUCCCUUCUGCUCCAAUGCACCCGGUCGCUUCUCUGAUCGCCGAUAACGUCGUCAAACACCAGCAGCUCUUCGGCCCGUUGCUGUUCGCUGUCCUCGCGACUGUUGGCAACGUCCAUACCCCAGUUCUACAUUCACUCUUCGUGACUGCAAUAUCUUGGGUUGUGAUAUGGGUUCCCUUGAUCUUCCGCGUUGGAAUAUACUCGAAUAGCAGUACCGAAAGGAGGAGCACAAGCUGGCUAGCUGGCGCUUUUCUCGCCCUGUCUCAGAUCUUCGACAGGGCAGCAUGCGACAAGCAGGGCAUAUGGGUGACGAAGGCCCUGCUACCACUCCUCGUCAUCCUAAUAUCGCAGCACGAGCGAUAUUCCAAGUAUGUUGCGCUGCCAAUCCAUGCAGGCCUUGACAGUCUGGCGGUGGAUACCAAGGCUUUUCCUGAGCAGACUUCUUACAGCAGGUCAUACCCGCUUUUAGCUGCUCUGACCGUGUCUGCAAGCACAGUUCUGGCUCUCUACACCGCGACCACGACGCUGCUGCUAGGUCUGGGCAGCGUCUUUUUUGCAGCCGUUGGAUUCGUGCUCCUCGAAUCUGCCGUAGCAGGUGGAACCGAAGGCAGUAGGAAUGACACCGAAAUUGUUCAUGGAGCUUCAGUACGACGAAUACCCCCAAGUGUCACGCUGAAGCAUCAACAGCUAGCGGUGCUACGUGAUGUAGCUUUGAUCAUGGCUAUUGGCUGUGGCAUUGCUACCUGUGCCAUGGAGCCCGAUGUGUCCUCGACGUCCAUUACAUGGGAGCCUGUGUAUAGCCUGUACAUUAUGGAUUGGAGAGAUGUACAUAAUUACCGUAUUUUGCAGCGCGUUUUGUGGACGCUACCUGUACAUGUCCUAACGAACGUCCUCGCUUUUGUCUUAGUUGUUCAACAAGGCGUCGUAAAUACUUCCCUUCUUUAUCUGUUUGUAUAUCUCUGUGCGAAGCUGUGCUUCGGCGUGUACCUUUCGAGUAUCUGGUUUACCGCGAUAUUUGGGCUAUCGUCAUUAUUAUUCGUCGCUGGAUCAACGUCAAGUACUCUGCUAAUUGAGGUGCGGAACUCACUACGACUCAGGCGUUUCGUUCUUGGUGUUACAGUUCUUUCGCUACUCCUUCUCAUUGUCCAGCAAAAUUUCACCGUCACACAGAGGUACCCUACUGAUGUCGACUCAAAUAUGGCAAUAUCUUUGCCAGAAACUCCGCUUGGGCCGGUACGAAUAGAUCUGUCCAAAGGCCAUCCCGCUGCACAGUUGAUCAAGGCGGCCGAGGCAGACUUUCAACGUACCCUCGAUCGACAAUCAAAAACAUUGGCAGCUGCAGUACAAGAGUACCGUCGCAGGAACGGCAUAGCACCACCCCCACACUUUGACAAGUGGUAUGAAUUUGCUACCCGUAACGGGGUGGUAAUGAUUGAUGAGUUCGACACGGUCAACCAGAUGUUACUCCCCUUCUGGGCUGUCAAACCCGCGACACUGCGAUCGCGCGUUAUGAGAGCAAUCGGCCAUGAGGAGAAUGCUCUGAUUGCGAUCGCGAUUCGACACGGAGCUGUGGAGAAUUUUGAGAAAGGAGACGAGUGGCAACAGCAAGCAACCAUUGGCAUGUUGAAGAACUUUGUGCAAUAUCUACCGGACAUGGAUUUGGGUUUCAACAUGCAUGACGAACCUCGAGUUGUCGUGCCCACGAACCUGCUAUCAGCAAUGAUUGCCAAGGCAAAGGAUGAAGUGCUUCCCAGAGCCGCAAAGAAUCAGGCACCUCGCAAUGCGUUCUCGAAUCGUCCUGCGGAUAUGAACGAUGGAACACGGUUCAUGGAGUCAACCACCACAAAGUUCAAUCGAUUUGCCCAUCAACAAACUUGGACGCACUCUCGACUCUCUUGCGCUAGCGACACUCAGGCACAGACGUUUGAAGACUCAGCGGCUGACAACCUCACAGCCUAUGCGGCCGAUCCACUCAACUACGUCUACAACAUCACGGCCUUCUCCGACAUCUGCAACUCUCCGUCCCUGUCAUCCACCUUUGGCUUCUUUGAACGCCCAAACGCCUUCAGCAUCACGCACGAGCUCACGCCCAUCUUCUCGCAAUCCAAAAUCUCCAGCUUUCAGGACAUUCUCUACCCUAGCCCAUGGUACUGGGCUGGUAAAGUCGGAUAUGAUGAAGAUCACGACACAAACUGGGACAACAAGACCAACAGCCUCUACUGGCGUGGCUCCACAACAGGAGGCUUCAGUCGCAACGGCGGCUGGCGCCGUCAACACCGUCAACACCUGGUCCGCCGUCUCAACGCCCCCGACAAAGCACAAAUACUAAUCCCCACCACCUCUCCCUCUUCGCCCCAAUCCCCAGCCACCAGCUUGCACACCGUCACCGAAAUCGACCGCCAAUCUCUCGCCCACCUCAUCGACGUGAAAUUCUCCCACAUUGGCCAAUGCGACCCGGACGACUGUGCCGCCCAAAAGGAAUUCUUCCACGUCACCGAACGCGUCGACGGCCAGGACGCUUGGUACCACAAACACCUCCUCGACAUGGACGGCAACGCCUUCUCCGGCCGCUUCUACAGCUUCCUCAAGAGCAAAAGUCUGACGUACAAAAUGGCCGUGUUCAGGGAGUGGCAUGCCGAGUGGCUGCGACCGUGGGUUCACUAUAUACCCCUGAGUCUCCGUGCCGACGAGGGCCUCGAUCUCGUGCGCUGGUUUGCGGGCGAGCAGCGUGGUAAAGGGGGAAACGGCGACUCCGAGGGUGAGACCAAGGCGCGGGAGAUUGCGCGCCGUAGUACAGAGUGGCAUGAUCGGGUGCUGAGAAAUGUGGAUAUGGAGGUUUGGCUGUUUCGCUUGUUGUUGGAGUAUGCGAGGGUUGUGGAUGAUGCGAGGGAGGAGAUUGGGUAUUUGGGACCGUAG
Messenger RNA from Plenodomus lingam JN3, 3204 nucleotides. RefSeq lists its product as uncharacterized. NCBI's taxonomy places the organism in Eukaryota, Fungi, Ascomycota, Dothideomycetes, Pleosporales, Leptosphaeriaceae. The record is from RefSeq and is a predicted model, not a curated record.